Messenger RNA from Dromaius novaehollandiae (emu), 4358 nucleotides. RefSeq names its product perilipin-3-like. Gene Ontology annotation, cellular component: cytosol; lipid droplet. The coding region runs from base 1299 to 3386 and encodes 695 amino acids. Gene Ontology annotation, biological process: lipid storage; positive regulation of triglyceride storage. The transcript has 8 exons. The record is from RefSeq and is a predicted model, not a curated record. Lineage: Eukaryota; Metazoa; Chordata; Aves; Casuariiformes; Dromaiidae.
UCCUUCUGCAGGGGAGAGGACAGAAAGAGAAAAUAAACGUCACACUGUGGGCUCUGAGGACUUACCCACACCACAACUACUGGCAUUGCAACACACCCUGAUUCCACCUACGCGGAGGAGUGCGAGCCAUGUCCUAACACGAUUGUGCCGCGAGGGUUGUCACUGACACAGUUGCAUCUAUAAUUCAGACUCCGAGCAGCUCAGAGCUUGAUUCUAACCUUAUAUGAGCUUUAUAUCUGCCAAGGAGAAACUCCUGACUUGCUCUAGCAACUAGAGCCCCUUCCUUCUAUCUCUUUUUCUCUGCUGCAGUGUUUGUCCCUGUGUGUCAACCUUGACACCAAGGCCAGUGAGAUGCUUUGCAGUUUGUUUGAGGUUCUCUCCUGCAGUCCAGAAGUGCAGUAACUGUGUGAAGGGGUUGUUUGUAAUGGUGUUGAAAUAGCUGCGCUCUGCCCUGUGAUAGGGCUGCAGCCUGCUCGCCCUCAAAACGAAGCGGUGCAAGAGGAAUAAGCACUAGCUGAGCAAAUCAUGCUGACCUGUGCGACUGAGGUGUUGCACUCCUACAAAAUUUCUCCAGACAGAAGCAGGGCUUGAAGUUCUCCCAGGCUGCUGAAGCCCAAGCUGCGCUUUGCGUGGUGUUACCUCGGGCAGGGUGGGGAGCAGGAACGCUCAGCAGAGCAGCCUGCUCCAGGCCUCCUGCUUGAGAGGUUAGAGGUGCCACCUUGGGUGACAACUCUUGCCUUAAACAUGUAGCACUCUGCAGCCCCCUCUUGCUUGAGUGACAAAAAUGCCAACUUACACCAGUUGCAUGGUUAACUCGGAGCGUCAAAGAUUGCUGUUACCUCCUGAGAGGUCUCCCCUAGCUACACACUCAGCCGGCCCAUGGUUAACGAACGCGUGCUUUGCUGCUUCCUCCGCAGCUCUUGCCUCCUGGCCGCAACGAGGCAGUGAUCCGGCUCUCACGAGCGCUUGGUGGGAGAGGCUGCCAGUGGCCUGGGGCAGUGCCCAGCUUGGGAAUCCUGCUUGUGAGGAAUUCUGCUCUGGGGGGUUUUCACUUGAAAAGUGCCACAGAAAUCCUAAGAAUAGGAAUUAACUGGCAAGGGAGGGGAAGGCGGACACUGCACUGAAGAACAAGUAUACUCAAACCCUGCUGUGCCUGACUAAGGCUAAGAAGAAAUCUUGGAUUUCUCACACGAUACUGGAGUGUCCAGAUACCAAGCUAGGCCUGCGCUGGGGAAGCCGAUACAUAUUCAUGAUAUUGCACCAUUUUUUUCCUUAAACUUCCUCAGUCCCAUUAUGUAAUGAGAAUACUGCAGAGAUUUAGUUUCACGGGAGCUGUAGCUGACUUGACUAUGGCAUCCGAAAAGACGACCACAAAAAAUGAUCCGCCAGAGGCUAAGGAACAGCAGCAAGCGAGUGCUGUUAACAGGGUAACCAGCUUGCCCUUGCUGAACUCUGCAUUCAGCCUGGUCUCAUCUGCCUACAACUACACCAAGGAGACGCACCCCUGCCUCAGCAGUGCCUGCAGCGUGGCCGAGACGGUGGCUGCUGUCGCCGUCGGCAGUGUGGUCGGCGGAGCACAGCCCAUUCUGAACCAGCUGGAGCCGCAAAUUGCACUCGUAAAUGAAUAUGCCUGUAAGGGACUGGAUCAACUGGAGAAGAACUUGCCUUUUCUUCAACAGCCAGCAGAUAAGGUCAUCUCGGACACCAAGCAGCUGGUUUCUGCCAAAGUGACAUCUGCUAUGGGUGCUGCCUGUGAGGCCAAAGAAGCAGUGGCUGAUAAAGUGACUGAAGCUGUGGACCUCACUAAGAAUGUUGUCGGGGACAGUGUUAAGCUGACCAGGUCAAUGGUCACCUCGACUGUCACCAGUGCUAUGGAGGCUGCUCAGGGUGCAAAGGACCUUGUGACUAACAGGGUGACUGAAGCAGUAGACCUCAGUAAGCACAUCAUGGAGGACAGCAUUGGACGGACCAGGUCAGCAGUUGCUUCUACUAUCGUCAGUGCUGCGGAGGUCGCUCAGGGUGCGAAGGACCUGGUGACUAACAAGGUGACUGAAGCAGUGGACCUCACUAAACACAUUGCGGAGGACAGCGUUGGACGAACAAAGUCAGCAGUUGCUUCUACUAUUACUGCCGCUGUAGGGGCUGCCCAGGGUGCGAAGCACCUCAUGACCAACACAGUGACGGAAGCAGUGGACCUAACCAAAGAGGCUGUUCAGGAUGGUGUUGAGAAGACUAAAUCAAUGGUCACUUCCACAGUCAGUACAGCUCUGGGUGCUGCAUAUGGCACCAUAACUAGCAAAAUGCAUACAGCCCUGGAGCACAGCAGAGAGGCUAUCCAGGAGAGUGUGGAGCUCACCAGCUCAGUGGUGACCAACAGCAUGAGCAAAGCCAAGACAGUGGGCCAAGCAGUGGCAGGUGGUGUGGAAUCUGUCCUGGGCACAUCAGAAGAUCUGGUGGAUCACUACCUCCCCAUGACGGAGGAGGAACUGGGUCAGCUUGCCACUGCUGUUGAGGGAUUUGAUAUGGCUUCUGUGGAGGAGCAGAAACAGCAGCAGAGUUACUUUGUGCGUCUGGGUUCCCUCUCUAACAAAGUCCGCCACCGAGCCUACCGGCACUCCCUGAACAAACUGCAGCGUGUCAAGCAAAGCACCCAGGAUGCUCUCUCCCACUUGCAGCUAGCAAUAAACCUGAUUGAAUGUGUGAAAGAUGAGGUUGGCCAGAAGCUUCUGGAUGGGCAGGAGAAACUCCAUCAGCUAUGGAUAGACUGGUGCCUGACCCAGCCCAAGGGACAUCAAAUUAAAACUGCCUCCCAAGCAGAGCAGGUAGAGUCACGGACUCUAGCUAUGCUGCAUAUCAUCACCCAGCAGCUCCAACUUGCUUAUGAGAACCUGAAAGGCAGCAUCCAGGGCCUCCCCAGCAACAUCCAAGAAACCGUACAGCAAGCCACUCAAAACAUCCAGAAGCUCCACAGUUCUUUCUCCAGUGCUAAGUCCUUCCAGGACCUCUCCAGCAGCACCUUGACUCAGAGCCAGGACUAUAUGAGGGAAGCCCAAAGGUCCCUAGAUGACCUGCUAGAAUACGUAACUCAGGGCAUCCCUCUAAACUGGCUUGUGGGCCCCUUCAGGGCGUUAGCCAAAGUAUCGCAAAACAGCAGAAAGAAGAAGAAAUGUUGUACGAUGACUGGUACGAAAUCACCUGCUUUGGAAAAGGAUACAUCACCAAAGGAGGUAGCUAAAGCACCCAAGGAACCAAAGGGGACAAACAGGAUCCUGGGGGAAGGGUCUGGAGCGCUAGAGAAGUUGGAGGAGAAGGCAGAGAAAUGCACAGAAGAGAUAACAAAAUCUGCAGAGGAGACAGUAACUAAUGCACCAAAGGAAGAUCUCUGAAAAAUCCCAGCUCUUCUAGCCAAGCCCCUUGGCUAGGACUUUUUUUUUUUUUUAAUCAUGUGCCCAGCUGCCAAUCUUACCAGGAGUGCCUCCUGCUCUGAUGCCCUGUCCCGGGCUUUGGAGGUAGCUGAGCUUACAGUAAGGUGUAGUUUGCAAGGAAGCUUGAUAACCAAGGUGGGUUGAUUCUGGCACGAAGGUUGCAUACCUUCUUUUAUAAAGCAUGCUGCAUUGAAAGGGAAGACGGGGACCUGCAUUUUGGCUUUUUUAAAAAGUCGGCACCGCUGUAUGUGUGAAUGGCUAAUUCUUGCUGAGAUGAGCUGUAGGAGAGAAGAAAUGCUCUUGAAACUUUUUAAGUUGGAUUUUUUUUAAUAAACUCAUCUAAACUGCAUCUUAAGAGGAUGAUGCACUUCACCUCUUUGAUACUGUUUCCCUCCUGCUACAAGUUUAAAACUGCACCUUACAGCCACCACUUCCCUCCCGACUGUGCCGCUCCCUGCGAGGCCGAGACCUGCAGCAGACCAGGAACCGCUGGGGUCAAGAGGGCCCUUCUCCAAGGGGACUUGGCUUUACAGAACAGCCAAGCACCUUCCUUUCACAGAAAAACACUUACAAGGUGGAGUUUUCUUUCAAGCAUGCCAGUUUUCAGUGGGGUUAUUUUCUUAAUCUGUAUAAAUGACUUUAAACACAAACAGACGGUCCUUAAGUAACCCUAUGCAUGAAACAUUUUGCAGCCAUUGAGAAGCUGGCUCACGAGGCAGCUUUUUCUGCAAGUUCUCUACCAUGGUUAUGGGAUAUCUUGUCAUUAAAAUAGGGGAGAUAGGCCCUGUUUUUUUCCCAGUAAACAAUGUUUUUGUAAUCAUUCUUAGCAUACCAUACCAGGACAUGGGUUACCUAAAUAAGUUAUCAGUGCUAACGCUGGAGAAAUGGGAAAAGGCAGAUUUCAAAAUAAAAUGUGAACUGCUUUCACGCAAA